CAGGUGGAAAGGUUCUUUCACCAUACUUUGGCCCGGACAAACACGCUUCAGCCACACUUGUAGCAGUAGCCACCGGACUGGGCAACCCACUGCUCCCCUUCAUCACCCGCGUUCUAGGACAACAACAGGGUGCGCAGGGCUGCCAUGUCGUCGUACGGGACCCCACCGACUAUUCCGUCUGCUCUGCAGCAGUACAACUCCUACGUCGAGGACCCGAAAUGGCAGAGGAAGUUCUCAGCAAUCUGGGCUGCCGUCGCGGGCGUGGCGAUCUUGCUCUCGCUCCCGCACUUGAUACGGUCGCUGAGGAAGGGCCGGGGCUUGCAAGGUUUAUUCGGCGUCUCGGAAAGCAUUGCCUCGCAGCACUAUGCGACAAUCGGCGACGCGGGGGCGAAGCCACGGACGAGGAAACGAAUUGUGUAUGGUAUUCUUGAGACGAUCUCAGGGUUCUUCUGGUGGAGCAUUCCCGCGGUUGGCCUGAGUCUCGGACAAGUGCUCUUGGUCGCAGGGUACCUUGUGGCAGUGAUAGUAUGUAUAACAACGGAUGUGCCUCUGGUAACAAACCCGAACCGAGCAGGGUUCCUCGCCCUGGCGCAAUUCCCCGUCGUCUACCUCCUCGGCACGAAGAACUCCAUACUCUCUCUUCUGCUCGGUCCCGGAAGUGGCUACGAGCGUCUGAACUUCUUGCACCGCUGGGCCGGCCGUGGCAUGCUGAUCGGCGGCGUGAUCCACGGUUCACUCUGGAUUCGCAAUCACCUGAUAUUCGGCCUGCCUAUUCUCGGCCCGCAGAAGGAGACAUCUGGCGUGGCCUGUCUCGGUCUCCUUUGCGGCAUUACGCUCUUCUCGUUGAAGCCUGUGCGGUACUACUUUUACCAGCUCUUCUUCCUCUCUCACGUCCUCGGCUACGUCGCAUUUACUGUCACGGUCUGCUACCACACGGAGUACGCAUGGCCGUGGGUCUACGCCCCGCUUGCGUUCUACGGCCUCGACAUGCUCUUGAGGCUGUUGAAGUACCGCAUCAAGGAUGCGACCCUCGUGCCAAUAGACCAGAACAUGACUAUAAUCCAUGUUCACGACUGCACGAAGGGCUGGCAACCCGGCCAACACGUCCGCCUGCGGGUCUUCUUCUCCGGACGCAUCUUUGAGUCGCACCCGCUUACCAUCAUGAACGCGCCGUCGCCCGUCUCGUGCGUACCCUCCCAGACACUCUCGCUCGCAGCGAAAGCGAAGGGAGACUGGACGCGCGCGCUGAACGCCUAUGCCAUGGAAGAGCAAACGCGCCUCUGUGGCAGCGAGAAGGGCGAGCAGCUCGGGGUCCCCGUACAGGUCAUGCUCGACGGCCCGUAUGGAGGAUGCAGCGUGGACCUGGGGCGGUACGAGAGUGCGAUCUUGAUCGCAGGGGGCUCCGGAGCGACCUUCACGCUGUCCCUCCUGGACGACAUCGUCGCGCGCUGCGUGAAGUUCGGUCGAUCGGGGGGCGAGCAGACGCGACGCAUCGAGUUCGUUUGGUGCAUCCAGUCUUACAGCUGCAUAAACUGGCACGCGCAGAUGCUCACCGAGCUCGCACACGCUGUCGCCGGCACGUCACUAGACCUCCACAUCUCCAUCUUCGUGACCUGCCUCUGCAACCCCGACGCCGUCCCCGCCAUCCCCAACUCUGACGUCGUCCUCCUCCGGCCCAGCGUCGGCAACCUCCUCCGGCAAUUCGUCACUCCACCAACGGAAGAGGAGAUCGCUGAGCAGCCGAAGUUGGCUUGGGUCGGCCUGGGCGGCGGAGUCGCCGUCUGUGCUGCCGGUCCGGAGUCGCUCACGACGGAAACGCGGAAUGCGGCCGCGAAGCUGAGUCUGACGAGAGGACUGCAGCUUGGCGGUGUGGGGCUGCAUACGGAGACAUACGCUUUAUGAUUUUAGCACCUAUGAGAGUUCGAGUCGGACUGCUCGUGUAUUGUACGACCUUCAUCAUGGAACAUCUGUACGUCAGGAAUACGACAAUACUGCAUUCAAUCGCGGCCUACUAUGAUUACUACUAUUUGACGCAUAUCCGGUGAAUUCGUUGACGUCUGUUUGGCAUCUCCCACAUGCACAUCCGCCGUCUUCGCCUUUCCCUUUAUAUUCGACAUUUUACUCAUCUGGUGACCUUCCCUUUUCAUGAUGGUCAGCCUCAUGAUUUGUUUUAGCAGCUUGCUAGGAACCUACUCCUCCUCUCCGCGUUAUUAGGGGCCCGGGCAGCUGUUUGUCGCCCCUAGUAUGUGCGCGAAAACAACGACUCGGAGUGACCAUUUCUUCCUCCUUCACGUUGAACCGGUUUUCUCAUACUCGUACAAGC
Molecule: messenger RNA, 2323 nt
Organism: Rhodofomes roseus
Lineage: Eukaryota; Fungi; Basidiomycota; Agaricomycetes; Polyporales; Fomitopsidaceae
Product: iron reductase
Exons: 7
Coding region: 145-1902 (585 amino acids)
Biological process (GO): copper ion import; intracellular iron ion homeostasis; iron ion transport
Cellular component (GO): plasma membrane
Molecular function (GO): ferric-chelate reductase activity
Source: RefSeq, a predicted model, not a curated record